Puntigrus tetrazona (Sumatra barb) is the source of this 3299-nucleotide messenger RNA. It is a transcript of the gene parietopsin, whose product is annotated as parietopsin. The coding region runs from base 1309 to 3006 and encodes 565 amino acids. Gene Ontology annotation, molecular function: G protein-coupled receptor activity. Gene Ontology annotation, cellular component: membrane; photoreceptor outer segment. The transcript has 2 exons. Lineage: Eukaryota; Metazoa; Chordata; Actinopteri; Cypriniformes; Cyprinidae. Gene Ontology annotation, biological process: G protein-coupled receptor signaling pathway. The record is from RefSeq and is a predicted model, not a curated record.
UUUUUUUUCUCCUUUCUUAAUAAAUCCUAUUUACCAAGAUGCAUUAAAUUGACCAAAAAUUUUAAUUUAUAAUGUUGCAAACAAAUCCUAUUUAACAAAGCGUCAUGAUUUCUACAAAAAAAUCAAGCAACAGAACAUUAACACAUUAAAGCAACAUUAAUAAUAAUAAUAAUAAUAAUAAGAUAUAUAAUGUCUUAAGCAAGAAAUUGAUGUAUUGGAGUUAUUUGAUUAUCACACAAAUAAAUUAAGUUUUUUUAAAUUGUUAUAAUCUUUCAUAAUAUUACUGCUUUUACUAUAUGUUAAAUAAAUAGAGCCUGGUGAGGAAAGAUUUCUUUGAAAAUCAUUACACUUUUGAACAGUAUUGUAUAUUAUUAGAUGCAAAAUAUAUAUUGCUUAUCAGCCAAUAUUAUUUUAAAAAUUAAUCCAUGUCUGUGUGCUAAAAAAUAUUGGAUAGUUAGUUGUGAGUAUUCACACUAUUUGUAAAUUUAGAAUAAUUUAAUUCACUUAAACACUAUUAAAACAUAAUCUUUAGACAAUUUAAAAACUAAUGCCCUCAUAUUGUCAUUUUAAUAUACGUAACUUAUUGGCUACCUUUAUCAGUUAAACAACAAAAAUAAAACAAACAAUUACAAAAUCACGUCAAAACUCUAACUAAACUAACACCAUUAUACAAAUAUGCCAGAAUAAUAUUGAAGAAUGAAAGCAGAGCAGUAACCUGACAAAAUAAAAAGUGAGCAUCUUAAUCCCGGAUUUAGAUAAAACCUUUCCCAAAUGAACCUCAGAUUACUGAUCGCUAUGACAACAAGGGCACAAACUGCAUCUUCAAUCAAAGAACAGUUCUAACUAUGACUAUUCUAACUAUUCAAAAUGCAUUUUAAAAAAUUAAAAAAAUAAAGCUUUACAUUUAAUUCAAAAUAAUUCAAAUUGAGAUUAAUUCAAAAUAAUUCAAAUUGAGAAUUGAGUUUAAAUAAAUAAUAUCAGCGGCAGAAAUAAAGGGGAAAAUCAUUAAAGUUAUGAUGAUUUAUGCCCUUAUGCUGUUAUUGGCAUUGUUCAUGGUCUGGAGAUGACAGCUAUACGAACACACACACACACACACACACACACACACACACACACAAAAAAAGCAUCCCCUGUGACCAUGAGCCCUGCAGGGUGUUAAUUGAAAACCGCAAACAAAUGGAGAACCAUAGUGAUGAUGAGGGUUAAAAUAAAGGGGUUUGUUACAGGCUCUCCCUAAGCAGAGGACCAGAUAUGAAGUGAAAGGUGCGUCUAGAAAUCAAUAUGGAAUUUGCCGUUAAUUGACUGGAGAUGAGAAGUAACUUCACCAUUGUUCGGGGACAAGUCAACAGCACGUGGCAAUACAGUACAGAAGUCGCGUUCGUAGCGGCCAACUGUCUGGUUUUGCUGGUCACUUCGCACGUGGGGAUUCUCGCAAACCUGUUCGUGGCGUGGGCCGUGCACCACCAGAAGUCGCUCCAGACGUCCAACAACGCGCUCCUGGUGAACCUGGCCGUUAUCGACAUCCUGCGGUGCGCCGUCGACUGCCCGCUGCUCCUCGGCGUUGUUCUGAGCGCGCGCGGCGCGCGGGACCUCGGCGUGCUGUUCUGCGGCGCGCAGAUCGCGUCGUUUUCUCUCGUCUGCUGCGUGCAGCUGCUCACGCUGGCGUGCAUCAGCGCCGAGCGGUACCAAGCCGUCGCGCGCCCGUUCAAAAACGCCGAGCGCCGAAAACGGAUAACGGCGUGGAUCGCGUUGACCUGGCUGCUUCCCGUCUCCAUAUCGGUCGUUUGCGUGCUCUUUGCGAAGGACUCGCCGGUGUACGUCAGGUGCAGAGGUUUGCGCGUGUACACGUUAGGGUCGUACGACACGUUCGGUGUUUACAUUCUGACUCCCAUGUGGUGCGUUUGUUUGGCGCUCAUCGUUGGGUUUUACGGCCGCAUUUUCCUUUUAGUCAGAGCGCACGGGCGGAAAAUAUUCGAUAAGGGCUCGCUUCCACCGGCGGAUAAGAAGAAAGAGGAUACAAAGCGCAAAGAGGAAGAGCCAAAGACUGAUAUGCUUGUUAAAAACGACGCAGAAAAACAACAGACAUUCGAUAAUGAUCAUGAAAAAGAGAACGCACUUGAGGAGCUUACCGCAAAAUCUGGCACUGGCUUCUUGGAUAUAAACAAACCAGAGCUUGCCAUUGAAAUAUCCAGAGAAAGCAAAGUCACCUUUGAUGAACUUUCCAAUGAAGCACCACGGGUUCUAGAAGUUAUUGAGGAGCCAAACAGCCACAAACCUUCUGAAGAAAGUUCUUCUCCUUCACCUCAAGAAGAAGAUGCUGCGAUAGACUCAAGCCUCCGCCAAGAUGCUGAUAGUUCUGUAGGAUCAACCGGUGAGGACGGUGGACCAAGUGUCCAGGGAGACGUGGCUGCAGAAAGUUCUCAGUCUUCAGUAAAAGGGGAAGAUGGUGAGGAAGACCCAAAUGACCAACUAGACAGUACUUUAGAAACGUUUCCUCCAUCGGCUGCCGGAGAACACGGCACUGUUGAGUCAAGCGCCUCGCAAGAUGCUACCGAAGAAACCUCUCCAACAUCUGGGAGCGGAAGAGAAGGUGAGGAAGAGCAAAGCGCUCCUCAAGAAGCUGCUGCAGAAGCUUCUCCAGCCACGGCUGCUCCUCCGCAGGAGGAGGAGGCGGCAGGUGCUGUGUGCAUGAUGCCGUCUCUGGCCCAAAGAGAACGAGGAAACGCCAAGAAGGAGAGCAAACUGGCCAAGCGCUCCGGAUACAUCAUCUUCACCUUCCUUGUGUUUUGGAUCCCGCUGAUCGCGACAGUGGUUUUAAAUCAUUUCUUUUACCAAAACGAUGAUCUAACAGUGGAGGUUUUCCGGGAGCUGGAGAUUUUAACAGUGUCUUUGGUCUGCAUGACAUCCCUCACCAACCCGAUCAUCUACGCAGCGGUCAACCCUCAGUUCCGCACAGAAUUUCACAAUCUGAAGACAAAAUGGAAAGCAUUUUUUACACGUUCAUAGAGUUUAUUUGUGCUUGUGGGGACUGUCAGAGCUGAGAUCCUACUAUGCCAAACACUGCAUCUGAUCAGUUUAUUUGUGUUGUUUUAUGCUGUUGGCCACAAAUUUAAUUAGGUGUUGCUGUCUUUAAUCACAAGAUAUGCUACGGCUGUUAAUAAAAUGCAAUGGAUGUUACGAAUGUUUGUAAACAGCUGCAUUUUGCUAACAUUGAAACGCAGUGUAGCACAUUCCAUUCUAUUAUAUUUUGCGAGACAAUGUUCAGCCUUAAAUAUCUAAAAUAAACAUUUUGUGUUUGA